Molecule: messenger RNA, 726 nt
Organism: Penicillium concentricum
Lineage: Eukaryota; Fungi; Ascomycota; Eurotiomycetes; Eurotiales; Aspergillaceae
Product: Endoplasmic reticulum oxidoreductin 1
Exons: 2
Coding region: 1-726 (241 amino acids)
Biological process (GO): protein folding in endoplasmic reticulum
Cellular component (GO): endoplasmic reticulum; endoplasmic reticulum membrane
Molecular function (GO): protein-disulfide reductase activity; FAD binding; thiol oxidase activity
Source: RefSeq, a predicted model, not a curated record
AUGUUCCAAGACCCCAACACUAUCGGCUUGAAAGAGGACUUCCGCAACCGCUUCCGUAACGUCAGUCGCCUGAUGGACUGCGUUGGCUGUGACAAGUGCCGCCUCUGGGGCAAGCUUCAGGUGAACGGGUACGGAACCGCGCUCAAGGUGCUGUUCGACUACGACGAAACCAAGAACGGCGAGAACCCGCCCCUGCGCCGCACUGAACUGGUCGCCCUCAUCAAUACCCUUGGCCGCAUCUCGCACAGUAUCGCUGCUUCGCGCAGUAUGCAGCGAGCUCUGCUGACCGACACCACUCACAUGUUCCCGGUCCACGGCGCUGUGCCCUCCUCUCACCACGCCAACGCCCUCGGCAACAAUAGGCGCGUGUUCAGAGACGGAAAUAACAACUUCUACUAUGAAGGUGACGACGACAGUGAGUACGUCUACGGCCGAGGUGAGGCACCAGAGCGGUACCCCUGGGAGCGCCCCCCGCCUAACCCAGACGAUGGUCUCUGGGAGGAUUUCAUGUCUGAGUGGAAUAUGAUCUGGGGUACGGUUGGACAUAUUUGGCGGUCUUGGAUGGAUAUCCCACAUACACUAUACCAAAUCAUCGGGUCGGAACUCAUCCGAUUGUACAAUUACUGGCUUGGAUUGCCCGUGCCUCCGCGCAUGUGGAAGCUGAAGACGCCGACGCCGCGUGCACAUACUCAACCUGCUGCUUAUGCUAAUCGUGACGAGUUAUGA